Messenger RNA from Colletes gigas, 590 nucleotides. RefSeq lists its product as uncharacterized. The transcript is spliced from 2 exons. The coding region runs from base 75 to 590 and encodes 171 amino acids. Gene Ontology annotation, biological process: pseudouridine synthesis; ribosome biogenesis. The record is from RefSeq and is a predicted model, not a curated record. Lineage: Eukaryota; Metazoa; Arthropoda; Insecta; Hymenoptera; Colletidae.
ACUUGAAACGAGAACUAUCAUAAAAUUCAAACAUAUAACAAAUAUAUUUCUCAUUUUUGUGGUAAAUUUUUUCUAUGAAUAAAAUAAUGGGAACUAAAUACCAAAAUAAUUCUAAACCAAGUACUUCAACCACAUCUGAUUACAUAUUACCUUCAAAGAAUGGAAGUAACUUCACACAGAUGAAUCAGAUAAGUGAACUUUUCAAAGAAAUAAAAAUACAAAAUAACGUAGAAUAUAAUGAAGAAAAAGAUGAACAAUUUGCAGGACAAAUUGACAAUAUUAUUCAAGAACUUAAUGUAGUGCUUGUAAAACCGUUCUCCUCUGACGGUCUUUUGUAUUUUGGCACCCAGCUGUUUUUAAAGCGUGGAACAAAAUACACAUUGUUGGGUUACAUAGAUGAUAUAUUUGGAUCUAUCGGAAGACCUAUGUACUCUGUAACUAUGGAAUGCAACCCAGAAGACAUAUCUAUCGUUAAUACCCAAGUAUAUUAUUUUCCAAAUAAUCCAAGUACUUCGUACAUGUAUAUAAAACAAAUGAUAGACGAGACUUCCAAGAAAGAAAAGUACAGCACUAUAAUAAAGCAUUUAUAA